Molecule: messenger RNA, 2149 nt
Organism: Saccostrea cuccullata (small rock oyster)
Lineage: Eukaryota; Metazoa; Mollusca; Bivalvia; Ostreida; Ostreidae
Product: neuromedin-U receptor 2-like
Exons: 2
Coding region: 53-1228 (391 amino acids)
Biological process (GO): G protein-coupled receptor signaling pathway
Cellular component (GO): plasma membrane
Molecular function (GO): G protein-coupled receptor activity
Source: RefSeq, a predicted model, not a curated record
AAAUGGUUGACAACUCUUUAAAACACAUCGAGUUUGACUACAAGUCUUAACCAUGAAUGCGCUUAGCAACAGCGCGGGAAUAUUUAAUUAUACGAACAUGGACUCGGGAUCGGAAGGCAAUAGUUCUUUGCAGCCAAACUUUAUCUCCAAUGGAAGCUUUAGCAAUACCGAAAGUGAUCUUCUUCACAUAGAAACACUGGAACAAGCCUCGGCCUAUCUCUGGAUAUGUGUUUCUCCCAUAUUUCUUUUUGUAGGAAUAUUUGGAAACAUUUUAAACUUGUUCGUUUUGCGGAGAAUGCGAUUUGAGAAAAAUCCCACCUUAAUUCUGCUUGUUCUCCUCAGUGUUACAGACAUGACCGUUCUUUUAGUAGGUCUGCCCAGAUAUUGGGCCCGGGAGGCCUUUAACUUUGACCUGCGAACAGUUUCUCAAUUUAGCUGCAAGUUCAGUUUGUUUCUUAUAUACACUUCUAUGCAGUUGUCCUCAUGGAUUCUUGUGAUGGUGUCAAUUAUUCGCAUGAUCAAAACCGUGUUACCCUUACAUUUUCCCAAAAAUAAAAUGAGAGUGACUCGUAGAAACACGCUGGUGGCAUUUGCUAUAGUAGUUGUAGUACUUUGUAUUGUCAACUUUCAUCUCUUCAUUACCAAUGGCGUCUUGACAGAGGACGGGGACUCCUCGUGUACUUCUCUUACAGAGGACUACCUUUAUUUCGACGAAUAUGUUUUCGUUUACAUUGACUUUCUCGUUCUUUCAGUUUUUCCCGCAAUAAUUAUCAUCAUCUGCAAUAUUUUUAUUUAUUUUGUUCUGAAAAAUUUGAAACAAAGACGCUCAUCGACAUCUUCCAUGGAGAAAACUACAACAGAUUCCGUCUCGAGAGUUACACGUAUGCUUUUUGUCACGAGUACAUACUUUGUCAUAGCUACUGCUCCAAUAUCUGUCCAUUUCAUUGUUGAUUCUUAUGUGCGACCCGAGGCGGAUGAACUGACUGAAGCAAAACUGGACUUAUCUUUCACAGUUCUUUAUUUAUUCGAAUUUUCUCAUUUCGUCAUCAAUUUCUACUGUUAUACAGUCACCAACAAAAGAUUUAGAAGAACCUUACACAACCUGAAGGAUGAUGUGAGAAAUAGAAUUUUCCGACAGAGCCGAGUGCCGUCUGACUCGUAUGAUGUGAACAGCACCAUGGAUUCAAACAAAAAGUGCUCAGGCAGUGCGGUAUCUAAGUCAACGUAGUCUACAUUCCUAACUUUCCCGCCAAUAAACGAAACGGGAAGUCCGUCUACUUUGAAACCGGAGAAACUCUUAGCUCGCGAAGAAUUUGACAUUGGACAUUUUUAUAGGUUUAGUUCAAAAUGUUCCUUGAACUUCUGGAAAACGUGUUAAUCGAAGACAAAUUUACAGAGGCAUUCUUUGUUACCAUUUGUUGUAUGUAUUAUAAAGUAUGGAUCUUGGACAAGUACACUAAAUAUCUUAAAAUAUCUUGUACGCUUUUUAAUUUGAAGCCCUAUAAAUAAAAAGUUUUCUUGGAAAGGAAGGUGAUAAUUUGAUUUAGAUAUUACGAAUUACUUUCAAUGUCAUACAAAUUCAAGUGCAUACUUAAUUUUUUCGAGGGGAUGCAGAAUUUGAUUCAUGCAAUAAUUUAGCUUAUUUUUGGGGUUAAUCGACAUUUUUUUCAAAAGUCAAAAGAUUCUUAGGUAUUGUACUCCUUAUUAACGCAGCUUUUAGGUGUUAUCUUAAGAUUGCACAAGUUCCUUGUUGUAAUAAUGCCCUUGUAAACCAGACAUUUGGAACAAAGAAGGGUUAACAGGACACAAAGCCACAACCCGGAAACAUCCGGGACCUGUUUCCUUCAUUAUUCAUUAUAUAGAGAACAAACAAGGUCAAAUCAUUAGUAGUUAAUGUACAAUUGUACAUGGCUAAGUCUUUAUAACAGAUUUUUACCGUAUUUAUGCAUAUUCAAUGUCUCGAAUCCAUCCAAGUUAAUUUGAUCAAAACUGAAAGAACAAAGUGUUCUCCGACUUUCAAUAAUAAUGUAAAUCAAAAAUUUGUGCAUACCUGUAAAUGGCUUUUAUUUAUGUGAUGUUACAACGCAUUGUUGUUUUUUUUUUCUUUUUUUAUUUGAAAUAAUUUUGCCAAUAAAAUUAUUGUGCUUUG